AUGGAACGGCAGACAAGGUCGAAGGUGACGGGGGCGACGACAGACGGUGAAGGUAUCGCUGAAUCAUAUGACAUCAAAAGCCAUAGAACGGACUUUUUUGCCAAAUCGUUGAAACAUUUGUUGGGGCCAUGUCCAACAGACAUCAGAGAUGUACCAGCAUAUCUUGUCCGAAUAGAAAAGAUUUUCGAAAACCAUGAUGUGGAUUGGGACAUUAGGGCGAAUUUAUUAAUGAUGAAUUUAAAUGAUGGAAUGAAGUCCUGGCUUGAUAACCUCAGUGGAGAAGACAUGCGAGAUUAUGCGAAGUUUUACUUCCAAAGUCGUGAAGUCGAUUCAUUUCAAAGUGUGGUAAAUUUGAUUUGCGCCGACCGCCUGAAGGAACUUCUUCCGAAAAACGUGUUAGAAUUCGUGUUAACCCAAGAAAUGGACGACUGGAUGGGUUAUGAGGUUUUAGCUAAAACAGUCGACCGACACGAAAUGAAUAUGAAUAUGAAGAUGUCCAGCCAACCAACGGCAUCAACGCGACCACCUCCCGUUGUUUAUAAAAACGUGUCCAAUGAUGUCAGAAGAGAGGACCGGUGCUACAGAUGUAAUAUGUCAGGGCAUAUCGCAAGGUUUUGUAACCGAAAACCGACAUCAACCGCGACGCCAAAACGUAUUCUCAAAUGCGAGGUUACUUCAAAACCGAAAUGGCUACACGUCAUAACGAAUGAGAGUCAACAAGGGAAAGUGCCAAGGGUCAUACAGGCGGACAAGUUUUAUGAAAGGGCGUACGUUGAUGUGAUGCUGAACGAUACACUAAAUCGGAAGGCUCUGAUUGAUAGCGGAGCGGAGGUUUGUUGCAUUAGUGAAGAUUUGUGUGAAAGUUUGAACCUGCCAUUGGGAGGUAAGUUAAUGGUAAGAGGUUUGGAACCGGAGGGUAAGGAGGUAGAUGGUGUAUGGAUAAAUCUGAAACCGGUACCAAGUGAUGAAAGGUGUAGGGUUAUGGCUCCUGCGGUGAAGGUGUGGUGUGCAGUGAUACCAGGUUUGGUAGAAGGUUUAUUGAUAACUCCAGGGGUGGUAGAGUUAUUAAACAAAGUCAAGCACUACGAGUUUCCCAGUCCCGUGAACGAUGAUGAUGAGCAGAGGGUGGGGGAGGCAAUGUCUGACUGUGAUGUGGAAGAGUGGUCUAAUCAGGAUGGGGAUGGGUUAGGGUUAGGGUUAGUAGAGGAGAAGGGUUGA
This is a messenger RNA of Helobdella robusta, 1218 nucleotides long. RefSeq lists its product as hypothetical. The transcript has 3 exons. The record is from RefSeq and is a predicted model, not a curated record. Bases 1 to 1218 code for a protein of 405 amino acids. Gene Ontology annotation, molecular function: zinc ion binding; nucleic acid binding. Lineage: Eukaryota; Metazoa; Annelida; Clitellata; Rhynchobdellida; Glossiphoniidae.